AUGCCUCGGGGGAAUAAAGCAUUUGCAGGGAUUACUGCGCUGAUCGCCUCGCUGCUACUCGGUCCGUGUGGGACAGGUGCAGAUGGAUGCGAAAGCCCGUUGGUGUCCAGUCUUCUGCCGUCAUCCUUCAGAAGCUCCUCCCAGCUCUCCAGCAGUCAUGGGCCAGUCUUUGCGAAGGUCAACAGGAGAGAAGGAGCUGGAGGUUGGUCUCCUCUCUUCUCAGACCGAUACCAGUGGUUGGAGGUGGACCUGGGAAGGAGAACCCAAAUCACUGCCGUUGCUACGCAGGGCCGCUACGGCAGCUCUGAUUGGCUCACAGCCUAUGUGUUGAUGUUCAGUGACACAGGACACAACUGGAGACAACACCGGCAGGAAGACAGCUUAGGGGCUUUUCCAGGUAACAGUAAUGCUGACACUGUCGUCCAGUACAAACUGGAGCAGCCGGUGAUAGCUCGCUUUCUUCGCUUAAUCCCACUGGACUGGAACCCCACUGGGAGGAUUGGACUCAGAUUGGAAAUAUAUGGCUGUCGAUAUACUUCUAGUGUGGCAAGCUUUGAUGGCAGCAGCAGCUUGGUCUACAGACUGAGUGUGAGAGCAAGCUGGACAGUGAUGGAGACUAUUUCUUUGAAGUUUAAAACCCUGAAGAAUUCUGGGACGCUCCUACAUGCAGAGGGACAGCGAGAUCACAGCCUCACUCUGGUGCUCGAGAAAGGAAAGCUGCUACUCUACCACCAACAAGGUGUGAGUUCAUCCUCUGGUGGUCAGCUUCUUGUUUCUCUGGGCAGUCUGCUUGAUGAUCAGCACUGGCACCACGUAAAGCUGGAGCGGCUCAGCACUCACCUCAACCUCACUGUGGAUAAAAAUACACAGCAGGUUCACACACCGGCUGAGCUCAGUCACUGGCACAUUCACACGCUCACUGUGGCAGCUGUCCAGAGCCACGGACUGCAGAAACCCAUCCUGUCCAACAGGAACUUUCACGGCUGCCUGGAGAACCUGCUGUACAGCGACAUCAACCUGAUAGACCUGGCCAAACACAGCAGCCCACAGGUCACUGUAGUGGGCAAUGUGACCUUUUCUUGUGCUGAGCCAGUUUCAGUCGCCGUGACAUUCACUGAUUCCCAUAGCUUCCUCCAGUUGCCUGGCCUUACAUCAUGGUCAACAGGGCCAGUUUCUGUAACACUGCAAUUCAGGACGUGGAACAAGGCAGGUCUGCUCUUGACCUUUGGCCUCCCACAGCAGGAUGGCUCAGUCUUCCUAUACCUGAGCCAGGCUAGGCUUCGUCUACAGAUCAGUAAACCUGGCAGGGUCUCGCUGGAACUCAGCGCAGGCUCAGGUCUGAAUGAUGGUCAGUGGCAUUAUGUGGAGCUGAACUUCAAACAUGAUCAUCUAAGUAUCACAGUGGACAAAGAUGAAGGAGCCACCGCUCACAUCAGCAUCUCACUUCCUCUCACCUCAGACAGUCAGCUCUUCUUUGGUGGUUGUCCCACUCAGGAGAGCUCUCAAGACUGCAAGAACCCCUUCACAGUGUUUCAAGGAUGUAUGCGUCUCUUGACUCUGGAUGACCAAACUGUUGACCUGAUCAAAGUGCAGCAAAGGCUGCUGGGAAACUACAGCCACUUGCAGAUUGACAUGUGUGGCAUCAUUGACAGGUGUUCCCCCAGUCACUGCGAACAUGGAGGAAUGUGUUCUCAGUCAUGGAGCACCUUCCACUGUAACUGCUCUGACAGUGGCUACAGAGGAGCCACCUGCCACAGCUCAAUAUAUGAACAGUCAUGUGAGGCAUACAAACACAAAGGCAACAUAUCAGGACAUUACUAUAUAGACGUAGAUGGCAGCGGACCAAUCAAACCCCAGCUCAUUUAUUGUAACAUGACAGACGACAGGACAUGGAUGGUGAUUCAGCACAAUAACACAGAGCUGACGAGAGUUCAGUCCUCCACCGAAAGAAACCAACAUUUUGCCUACUUUGACUACUCCUCUGAAGAGGAGCAAUUAGCAGCUGCCAUCAGCCAAUCAGAGCACUGCGAGCAGGAGCUGUCCUACCACUGCAGGAAGUCCCGACUCUUCAACACACUGGACGGAGCUCCUUUCAGCUGGUGGGUGGGAGGCCCUGGACCAGGUCUGAUCCAGACAUCUUGGGGUGGAGAACUGUCGGGUAGCCGGCAGUGUGCUUGCAGUCUGCGGGACAGCUGUCUGGAUUCAAGUCACUACUGCAACUGUGAUGCUGACUAUGACCAAUGGACUGAGGACUCAGGCCUCCUCACCCAUAAGGAGACCCUCCCAGUAAGGUCUCUGGUGCUGGGAGACAUCCAUCGGCCGGGGUCAGAGGCUGCCUACAGGGUCGGACCCCUCCGUUGUCACGGAGACAAGAACUUCUGGAAUGCUGCAUUUUUUGAUAAGGAGACGUCCUACCUUCACUUCCCCACCUUUCAGGGAGAGCUGAAUGCAGACAUCUCUUUCCUGUUUAAAACAACUUCAUCCUCUGGGGUUUUCCUGGAAAAUCUGGGCAUCAGGGACUUUAUCAGGAUAGAACUCAGCUCUUCUAUGGAGGUCAUCUUCUCGUUCGAUGUGGGGAACGGGCCACUGGAGGUACGAGUGAAGACGAGCGUCCCGUUGAACGACAGCCGAUGGCACAGGGUGCGAGCUGAGCGAAACGUGAAGGAAGCGUCGCUACGUGUCGAUAAUUUCCCUGCCGCCACACACGAAGCUCCCGCUGAUGGGCUCGUUCACCUGCAGCUCAACAGCCAGCUAUUCAUAGGAGGCACUGCUUCCAGGCAGAAAGGCUUUUUGGGCUGCAUCCGCUCUCUGCAGCUGAAUGGCGUCACUCUGGACCUGGAGGAGAGAGCGAAGAUCACACCUGGAGUCCUACCUGGAUGCCCAGGCCACUGCAGCAGCUAUGGUUCGCUCUGCCAGAACGAGGGUCGCUGUGAGGAAAAAGCCAACGGUUUCUCCUGCAACUGUGGCCAGUCUGCUUACAGUGGAGCCUUCUGCCACAACGAGGUUUCAGCCAGCUUUAAGUCGACAACAUCCAUCACCUACAUCCUGAAGGAGCCCUUUGAACUAAGCAGGAACAGCAGUGCCUUGCCUUCAUCCAUCUACUCGGAUAUCACACUAAGAGGAGAAAACAUCUCCCUGAGCUUCAGCACCAAUCAGAGUCCUGCUCUUCUUCUCUAUGUCAGCUCGUUCUACAGAGAAUACCUGAUCCUGCUCAUCAACAAGCAUGAUGAGCUGGAACUGAGGUACAAGCUGCACAGCAGCAGAGAUGUGGAGACAUUGAGAAGCAGAGUCAUAAACCUGGCUGACGGACGUCUGCACACAGUGAUCAUCAGGAGACUGGCAGAUACCGUCUCUGUGCAGAUUGACCAGAAUGCCAGAGAGGACUUGAACUUAACAUCUGAUGUGGAAUUCAACAGCAUCAAAUCACUCAUUCUGGGCAGAGUGUAUGAGUCUGAUGGAUUGGAUGCCGAGCUGGCCGGGCUGGCCUCUCUUGGGUUCACUGGUUGCCUGUCGGGUGUUCGUUUUAACUCCAUCAGUCCUCUGAAAGCUGCUCUGCUCCAUCAUGACAGCCCUGUUAUUGUCACUGGCCCACUGGUGCAAUCAAGCUGUGGUUCCUCUUCUCCAGCCAACACCUACGCAGCAGAAACAACACACUCCUUAUCAGGCCAACCUGGUUCAGUGGAUCCAGGUCAGCCUUUAGUCAACACCAUCAGAAGCGAUUCAGCUCUAAUUGGAGGGGUGAUCGCCGUUGUGAUUUUUGUCACCCUAUCUGCACUGGCAGUGACGGCCAGAUUUAUGUGCAGCAGGAAAGAGACGUAUCGAAACCAGGAAGUAAAAGCAGCACAGCCCGAAGACAGCAACGAGUUCCCGUUCAGCGGCCAGCCAGACUCUCCGAGUGCUGCCAGUGAAAACCAGAAGGAGUAUUUUAUUUAGCCAGAGUGCCGACCACUCACCGACCUGACGCUACAGAG
Messenger RNA from Archocentrus centrarchus (flier cichlid), 3971 nucleotides. RefSeq names its product contactin-associated protein-like 4. Bases 1 to 3933 code for a protein of 1310 amino acids. The transcript is spliced from 24 exons. Lineage: Eukaryota; Metazoa; Chordata; Actinopteri; Cichliformes; Cichlidae. The record is from RefSeq and is a predicted model, not a curated record.